Molecule: messenger RNA, 1064 nt
Organism: Calypte anna (Anna's hummingbird)
Lineage: Eukaryota; Metazoa; Chordata; Aves; Apodiformes; Trochilidae
Product: duodenase-1-like
Exons: 5
Coding region: 114-725 (203 amino acids)
Biological process (GO): proteolysis
Molecular function (GO): serine-type endopeptidase activity
Source: RefSeq, a predicted model, not a curated record
CACAGCCCCUGCUUGUCCUGCUGCUCCUGCUCUCCUGCCCAUGGGCCAAUGCCAGUGCUCUGCAGAGUCAGAUUGUGGGGGGCCACGAGGCUGAGCCCCAUGCCCACCCUUACAUGGCAUACCUGAAGCUGGGGAUGUCAGCAUGUGGGGGGUUCCUGGUGGCCCCUGACUGGGUGAUGACUGCUGCACACUGCCGUCUGGGGAAUGCCACGGUCAUCCUGGGGGCUCACAACAUCCUGGAACCAGAAAGGACCCAGCAGGUCCGAGGAGUCCUCAGAUACCACAUGCACCCUGAAUACAACCCUGAAACUGUGUCUAAUGACAUCAUGUUACUCAAGCUGACAACAAAAGCCACUCUCAAUGACUAUGUGCAGACCAUUCCACUGCCCAAGACCAGCAGUGACCUCCCCACGGGCACCAAGUGCAGCAUUGCUGGCUGGGGGCUGAUCGAUGACGACCGGGCAACCAACAAGCUCUUUGAAACCAAAGUCUCCAUCUACAGCCGCAGGAAAUGCAUCCACUUCUACCCACACCUCAGCACGGGCAUGGUCUGUGCUGGCAGCUUCCACGAGCUGAGGGAUUCCAGCCAGGGAGAUUCUGGUGGGCCCCUGGUGUGCAAUAAGGUGGCACAAGGCAUCGUUUCCUUUGGGUACGACAGCCCCCCGGGGGUCUACACACGCAUCUCCCACUACCUGCCCUGGAUCCACAAAAUCAUGAAGAAGUAGCAGUGGUAACACUGGUUCCAGCACUGGUGCAGCUCUGGAGACUGCACUGGUUUCCUCCCUGCCCCUGGUGAAGGCUUCAUUUCCUCCUCUCUCCUCGGGAACCUGAGUGAUGGGGACACACCGGGGUCCCCCCAGUUCUGCUCGGAGGCUGAGGCUGUCCCAGUCUCUGCCCAUCUCAGGUCCAAGGCUGUGUUAAGUGGCCCUGGCAGAACCCGGGAUGGUCCCAGCUGGCACUAGGAAGCAGCUGUGCUACAGCAGUCCCUGUUUCCUUCAGGGAUAACCCUGUCCCUGCUUGAACCUUGCUGCACUUCAAACACCCUCAGUAAAGUCAAAGCUGCA